Messenger RNA from Cuscuta europaea, 879 nucleotides. The record is from the annotation of a GenBank genome assembly. NCBI's taxonomy places the organism in Eukaryota, Viridiplantae, Streptophyta, Magnoliopsida, Solanales, Convolvulaceae.
GCUUAAUUAAGGAAUUUCCUUUUAGAGAAUUAAGGAAAUUCCUUUUUUAGAGAGUUAAAGAAAUUCUUAAUCGAGUAAUUAAUUAAGAUUUAAGAUGGAUCAGAUGACCUUGGAAACUCCGGAACUGAUGGCGCAGGCCGCCGCGCAGCCACCCUAUCUCGACGCUGCUUCUCAGUCCGGCAGCUUUCCUAUUCUGACGCAGCACCAGAUUCAGAAGAUCCUCCAAGAUAACACAAAACUGAUUUUGGCUAUUAUGGAAUGCAAUAAUCUCGGGAAAAUGGCCGAAAGUGCUGAGUAUCUAGACAUUCUCCAGGAGAACUUGACAUAUUUAGCUGCAAUGGCGGAUGUGGUACCACCGCAAGGAUCAGAAGUAGCCUCUCAGGAGCCAGUCAUAUCAGGUUCUGCUCCUCCACAAGAAACACAGUUGGUUCCGCCGGAAUCGCAUGCUUCUUCUUCCGUUCGUACACAGGAACAAAGUGCUGACCCUGUUAUGAAUCCGCCGCCGCCGUUGCUGCAGCCUAACGCCGCCCUUCCCCCUCAAGAACAUGUCCUCCAGCAGCAGCAGCAACAGUUCCAGAGUUGCCUAGGGUUUGCUAGGUUUUCAUCCAUGAGUGGAAUGCAGCAGAUUAUGCGAGCGGCCGGGCAAGCCACCUCAGGUAGUAAUGGCUGCAUGGAUGUUCAAGGAAACAUGCAGCCUUCUACUUCUAGUGAUGGCCUAAUCAAACCACAAUAUUGGGGAGUUGAUGGCCAUGCUCAUGUAAACUAAUGUUGUGAUAAGUUUCUGCAUGCAUGCUUUUGCAAUGAUAUGUUUGGCUAGCUAGCUACCUUGAACUUAUAUAACUCUGUCAUUUCGUACUUGAUUGAUUUAUAGAAUAUGUC